UCCACCCCUUCUGUGAGCUCGGCAACCAGUGGCAACUGAGAACCGCAGGGUCGGGGCCGGGAAGGGGCAGAGCAGCGGCAGCAGCAGCCGGAGCCAUGCACAGGGACCGGCGGGUCCAUCCCAGCGCGCAGCGCACCCUCAACUGGUUUGCUUAUAUUGGAGUAGACCAGAAUCAAGCCGAGCCAACUACAAGUUCUGCACAAAACCAGGUCCAGAACAAAGCAGCUCCGUACAUUGAGGAGAAACUGCCGCUAGCAUUCAAAGCUCAGGAGCAGACUGCAUUGAAGAACAAUUUCCCAUUUUCCUUUCAUGACAACAAGCACUGUUUGCGGAAUGUAGGAGAAUAUUUUGAUUUUGGUUUGGGCCGCAGGAAGGUGGAACCAGAGAGACGGCAACAGAACUCCCAGAACUUCCUCCAAUGGGCUCAUAAGCCAGUCCCCAGCAAAGAAGAUGGCUUAACCAUUUAUCAGACCUCAUUUAUGAAAGAUAAAAGCUCUGAGAGCCCAAUUUAUAGGCGGUAUCCAAAACAGCACACAGAAAAGCAGUGCACUGAGAAACCCAUUCUUGAGAAGGAAAAAAACCUGCAGCCAGACAAGUCAUCUUAAUUAUCAACCCACCUUUGUAGCACCAAUCUAUCAUCAUCAUCAGAGCCUUUACUUGAGAUCUAAACUAUUUCUUACUCAAAUGGAUGAUGAAAUAAACAUGCGUGAAGUGAAUGUGUUGUGCAGUUGAGAGUUCAUUGAAAUCAGCACUCGUGUUACUCUGAAGACAUACAUUACUAUAAAAAUUGUAAUGAAGAGAAAAAGCAUGAUUGUGCAUAGUUUCAGCCAUACCUCUGUUAGGAGAACAGAGGUAGUGAUUGUACAUGGGUUAUUUGAUACUGGUUGACCCUGAUCUUGAUACAAAAGCUCGUUCAACUUCCGAAUCAGCGGUGGGGCUGUACCUCAAGCAGCUGACAGUAUCUGUGUUGAAAGAAGUAUAUGAUGGAACUGGAGCCUUGAGGAUUUCCACACUAGGGAGUCAAAACUGUGUGUUCAGAAACCUUUUCUGAAAGGUGUCAUGGCUGUGAGGGCAGGUUACUGCCCAUGUGAGAAGCUAGAUAAAAAAGCUGCACAUUAGACUGCUGUGCAAAAUAACUGUAAUGUUUGGUUAUAACACAGCAGUUGCAUAAGCAAAGAAAGAAAGGAUGUUGUAAA
This is a messenger RNA of Pezoporus occidentalis (night parrot), 1196 nucleotides long. It is a transcript of the gene TEX36, whose product is annotated as testis expressed 36. The transcript is spliced from 4 exons. Bases 96 to 605 code for a protein of 169 amino acids. The record is from RefSeq and is a predicted model, not a curated record. NCBI's taxonomy places the organism in Eukaryota, Metazoa, Chordata, Aves, Psittaciformes, Psittacidae.